This is a messenger RNA of Colletotrichum godetiae, 498 nucleotides long. RefSeq lists its product as uncharacterized. The record is from RefSeq and is a predicted model, not a curated record. Gene Ontology annotation, biological process: mitophagy. Lineage: Eukaryota; Fungi; Ascomycota; Sordariomycetes; Glomerellales; Glomerellaceae. Gene Ontology annotation, molecular function: mitochondrion autophagosome adaptor activity. The annotation marks the transcript as partial. The transcript is spliced from 2 exons.
CCAUUCAAAUCGCGGAGACGAUACAGACCGCCCACAUCAACCGGGCGCCCUCCCCGAGUCACGACCUCAACCCUUCCACAGCAGCCUCUGAGAAGGAGCCAGUGACAUUAGAACCCGUCCAUGACGAUCUCGAUGAUGAUGAGCUCGACGACUACAUCCCCCGCAGCGUGGUGAACUCGAAGCCGCGCACAGCAAAACUUCCGCCCAUGCCCGACCUGCGCUUCGAGCAGAGCUACCUAAACAGCAUCUCCAAAGCCGAUACUUGGGGGCGGGUGGCCUGGAUCACUGCCAGGGAUCAGGUGAUGAUGCCCUUGGUCCAAGGUGUCGUUUACAACUUGUUCCUCAUCGGCUGGCAUCACUGGAAUAAGAAUGCGCAGGUCCACGGCAGCUCGAUAGGUGCCAGGGUCCGGCGAUGGUGGUAUGGUGUGAAUAACUGGCAGCUGCCCCCGCAGAAGAGCUCAAACUGGAGGACUGCUUUCACAAAGAAGGAGCUGUGAG